CCUCCUGCGCAUGCAGAACACCUCUCGGCAUCUCGGAGCGCGUCCACGCUACGCCAUGGCGCCAGCGGCUAGCCAGUCACCUGCCCCGGCGGCGCCCGGCAUUGCUACCCCCGAGGCUUGGCCGGCGGCCUCUGCCGACGCCGACCGCGCGUUCACCUGGCUCAGCGCCAACGCCGUACUCGUUCUCGCGAUCCUCGUCUGCGGCCUCUUCGCCACGAUCGCGCUCCACGUCGUCCUCCAGUCCUUGCUACGCGUCACCGGCCGCGCGUGGUUCGGCGCCGGCAGCGGCCUGCAUGAGCCGGCUCCGCGCGCGAGUGGAGGGCGCGGCGGCAGGAACCGGGGGGCCCAGGCGCUCCCGUGCCUGGCGUACUCCGCCGGGCUCGAGCUGGCCGGGUCGUCGCGGUCGGAGUGCGCCAUCUGCCUCGCCGAGUUCGAGCGCGGGGAGCAGGUGCGCGUGCUGCCGCGCUGCAACCACGGGUUCCACGCCCUCUGCAUCGACCGGUGGCUGGCGGCGCGGCCGACGUGCCCCACGUGCAGACAGGCGCCGUUCGCCGAGCCCGACGAGAGCGUCCUGGCCGCGGACUGUGCACGACCGGCGCCCGCUAUCGCGGUGGUGCGGGUGAUUGUAGACGGUGGCGGGAGGCGGCGUCUCGAGAUUUAGCUCGCAAUCGCAUGACGAAACUAGCGAGCUUGUUAGCGAUCAGGCACGCAGAUGGGCGUUGCACGG
Molecule: messenger RNA, 727 nt
Organism: Triticum dicoccoides
Lineage: Eukaryota; Viridiplantae; Streptophyta; Magnoliopsida; Poales; Poaceae
Product: RING-H2 finger protein ATL79-like
Exons: 1
Coding region: 11-661 (216 amino acids)
Biological process (GO): protein ubiquitination
Molecular function (GO): transferase activity
Source: RefSeq, a predicted model, not a curated record